Molecule: messenger RNA, 854 nt
Organism: Papilio machaon (common yellow swallowtail)
Lineage: Eukaryota; Metazoa; Arthropoda; Insecta; Lepidoptera; Papilionidae
Exons: 4
Coding region: 69-803 (244 amino acids)
Source: RefSeq, a predicted model, not a curated record
GAGAGAUGACGUUCGUUCAUACUUAAAAUUUUGUGAUUAAUAAUAAAAAGUAUAGUGAAAUAAAUGAAAUGAUGGAUUUAAAAGAAAUAAUAAAGUGGUUUAUACCUUGUUUUCACAUUUUGCUAAUUAAUAAAACAGGACGAACAAAUAUUUAUUUGACUUUCGUGUGUUUGUUUUUAAUUUCCAACACGCGACCCGGUUACGGGGCAAAAGUAAAUAGCAUUAGUGACACACAAAUUAGUUUUAAUAACAUAAAUAAAAAUGAUAAUAAUUUAAUUAUUAAUAGUAACAGUCCUAUAGUAAACCAAAGUGAAUAUUUUUCAAAUAAAUAUGCGGAGCAGCGUGCAAUUACAUCAGAUAAUUCUAUUGGGCGGACGUUCGGACGGCCGUUCAAGAAAAUGGCAGCGGCGUUGAUACCGCUGGUGUUCCAGAUGGGCGCGGCGGCGACCUGGGCCGUGGUAGCCGCUCUUGUCGGCAUCAAGACUCUCGGCGUCACACUGAUCAUUUUGAAACUGCUGCUCAUUGCCGGCGCUGUCAAGAUCGGCGCUUUGUUCGGUCAAAAGGGACACCACUCUAGCGGCUGGGAGCCUCCGCCUCACACGCCACAGAAAGAAAUACAUCUGCACAUACACAAUGGUCAACAUGGACAUAGUGGCCCUGAUGAACAUAUACCCUUUUCGUCAUGGAGCAGAGACGGAACACAAAGUUCGUCGGAUACGAAACCAAUGAACGUUGUCUACGAACCUUACGUCGCUGGACCUCAAACGAUAAGUACGCCUUAUGGAAAUUAUGUAAAAAUUUGAUUAGAUUGAUUGGUAACCAUAGUUGAAAAAGUAUUAUUAUUAGAAUAUAAU